CAACAUGCAUCAUGCUGUUGUUGUUGUGUAUCUAUCCCGCUUUCAUUUGGACAACUUCGGGCAAGAAGAAUGGCCAUGAGACGUGUAUUCCGUCUUGCAGCCCCAAGAACAUUAACUCCUGCAAUAAGUGCAAAAUUGAGCUGGUGGUCACAUGUUGAGCUUGGCCCACCAGAUGCAAUUCUUGGCUUGACCGAAGCAUUUAAGAAGGACCCAAAUCCCAACAAAGUGAAUUUAGGUGCAGGUGCCUAUAGAGAUGAUAAUGGCAAACCAUUUGUGCUUCCAUCCGUUAGGAGGGCAGAGGAUAUAAUCAGAUCUAAAAACCUGGAUAAAGAAUAUUUGCCUAUCUCUGGUUUAGCAGAAUUCACUAAAGCUUCUGCAAAGUUGGCUUUUGGAGAUGACAGUGAGCAUAUCAAGAAUUCCUUGAAUAUCACAGUUCAAGGCAUAUCUGGAACUGGCUCUCUUCGAAUUGGUGCAAAUUUUCUUAAAAAGUUUUGGAAAGGAGAUCCUACAGUUUUUUUGCCAACUCCAUCUUGGGGUAACCACACACCAAUUUUCAAGCAUGCUGGUAUGGAUGUGAAACAUUACAGAUAUUACGAUUCAAAAACCUGUGGUUUAGAUAUCAAUGGUAUGCUUGAAGAUUUAAAAAACAUCCCAAGAGGUUCAAUAGUGGUUCUCCAUGCUUGUGCCCAUAAUCCCACAGGAGUUGAUCCUUCUCCAGAACAGUGGAAGGAAAUUUCAGAUGUUAUAAAGAAAAGCGGGCACUUUGCUUAUUUCGACAUGGCCUACCAAGGAUUUGCCAGUGGUGAUAUUGACAAAGAUGCAAUGGGGGUUCGCCAUUUUCUCGCAGAUGGGCAUAACAUCAUUUUGUCACAGUCUUAUGCCAAGAAUAUGGGUCUUUAUGGAGAGAGAGUGGGCGCCUUCACAGUUGUCUGCAGUUCGAUCGAGGAAGCCAAGGCAGUUGAAUCUCAGGUGAAGAUAAUCAUUCGUCCGAUGUACUCGAACCCCCCGGUUAAUGGUGCACGGAUUGCGUCGACGAUUUUGACUACCCCCGACUUGAGGGCUGAAUGGCUGGUCGAUGUCAAGGGAAUGGCAAAUAGGAUAAUCGGCAUGAGGCAGUCACUAAAGGAUAAUCUGGAAAAAGAAGGGUCAUCUCUUGAUUGGUCGCACAUCACAAAUCAAAUUGGAAUGUUUUGCUUCACUGGGAUGAACCAAGAUCAGGUCAACCGUCUCAUUAAUGAAUACUCGAUAUACCUCACGAAAGAUGGGAGAAUUUCUAUUGCCGGGGUUACUUCUGGAAAUGUUGAGUACUUGGCCAAAUCCAUGCAUGAGGUUACGAAGUAAUGACAUUUAUGUGGGCAAUAAUGAAACUGUGCUUCCAUUUUUAUACAUUUGUAAGUAACACAGUAAUUUUUCACACGUAAACCAAGUUAAUUAUACUAAUGUAUAGUUAAAGCGGUUGGUACAGUGUAUUAUUCUGCUUUGAUUGACGCUGUAAAACGCCGAAUUAUAACGCUGAGUUAUUAAAGAUAAAAUUUUCAAUGAUU
Rhopilema esculentum is the source of this 1544-nucleotide messenger RNA. RefSeq names its product aspartate aminotransferase, mitochondrial. Lineage: Eukaryota; Metazoa; Cnidaria; Scyphozoa; Rhizostomeae; Rhizostomatidae. Gene Ontology annotation, cellular component: mitochondrion. The record is from RefSeq and is a predicted model, not a curated record. Gene Ontology annotation, biological process: L-aspartate catabolic process; biosynthetic process. Gene Ontology annotation, molecular function: L-aspartate:2-oxoglutarate transaminase activity; pyridoxal phosphate binding.